AUGACGAAACUGAUUACGGGUUGGAAAGUUGAUGACGUCAUCGACUGGAGGGGUCCCUACGGUGUCGACGAAUGUGAGCGAAUUCAAAAGGUUAGUUUCAAAUGGAAUGGAUGGUCGCACUUGGAAUGGCUGAGCGUGUCGCGGUGCGCUGCGGUUUGGGAUUUUCUAGUGAAAUGAUAAGUUUUUUUUUUUCACGGCUGGCUUAAAGGCAUAGGGGCAGUACAAAACGGUGUUUCAGUUUAAAGCAGUACUUUGUAGAGCUUUUCAUUGCGAAUCGAACGGUGAACUUGGAAACGUACAGAAGUUCCUAGUUUUGGAGAAAAAAUAAUUCAAAGUUGGAGAGAGGAAAGUUUGAGUUCCCGCAAAAAGGGCGCUUUGCAGUAAAGUUGCUCUAUGGACAACAGGCUUUCCCAUCUUCCGGAUUUUCGCUUUUUUCUUCGUUUCUUUCAAUUUUCAAUUUUUUUUUGUUGUCACCAAAGUUCUUUUCGUCACAAAAGCUUUCUAUUCAUGUAUAGUUUGCAAACUUUGAUCGCAAAAAUGCUUUUCUGGUGAAAAAUGAUGAUUUUACAUCGGUUUCGAUUGGGAUAGCAUUAUUUUGUGUUUUCUUUAUUAUCGGUGUGUGUUUUUUGUUUUACUAAACGUUUUUUCAGAAAAGAAACCCUUAAUUUGAAGCAGAGAGCCGGUUAUUUCUCACAAAAUGCGAGUCUAAUGAGACGUCCGCAACAUUGCGUGCACGGCUACUGUAAACAUUUUGUCCGUAGGCCGAUCCAAAGCUUUUUUUCAAAAAAAUAAAGGCGGGAAAAGUAAAAUCGCGUUUUUUUCUUCUAAAGUUGUCACAUCUGUAAUUGUUUUUGAGUACACCAUUCGAUUCGCAAAGAAAAACUAUAUAAGAUACUGCUUUUACCUGAAACCCCAUUUUUUACUGCCCCUAUGCCUUUAAAACAAACAUUAGCACUACAGAGUUUUCAAAGAAGAGGUGAAAAUUUAAACUUCGAAUUUGCUAGUCAAACAUUCUUUUUCCAGUUCGAGAAGCUCAUUCUGGUCGCCGGCGGUACUGGAAUUGCGCCAUUUAUCCGAAUUGUGGAAGAUAUUCUAAUUCAUGACAAAGAUGUGAUAGUUCGUCUGGUCUACUGCGUUCCAACAGUCGAACAGGCCAUUUAUCGAGAAAAAAUGGCGAGAUGGGGCCAACAUUGGAAUGUGAAGAUAGUCCUAUAUGUUUCCAAAGAAGGAGAGGUGAGUUCCACUUAGGAAAUCCCAAGUGGUCCCUAUUAGUGUUCUAAAAUUCGACCGUUCAACUGAUAUGACCGUUCAGUUUUUCGAACGGUUAUAACAUGUCAUUUUUCUGACCGUUCGUUUGACCGACCAAUUUCUGAAAUAUACGAAACCGACCGACCAUUUUCAGAGUGACAUUUCGAACGGUCAAAAAAUGACCGACCAUUUUUGAAGUGACAUUUCGAACGUUCGAAAAAUGACCGACCAUUUUCAGAGUGACAUUUCGAACGGUCAAAAAAUGACCGACCAUUUUCAGAGUGACAUUUCGAACGGUCAAAAAAUGACCGACCAUUUUUGAAGUGACAUUUCGAACGUUCGAAAAAUGACCGACCAUUUUCAGAGUGACAUUUCGAACGGUCAAAAAAUGACCGACCAUUUUCAGAGUGACAUUUCGAACGGUCAAAAAAUGACCGACCAUUUUUGAAGUGACAUUUCGAACGUUCGAAAAAUGACCGACCAUUUUCAGAGUGACAUUUCGAACGGUCAAAAAAUGACCGACCAUUUUCAGAGUGACAUUUCGAACGGUCAAAAAAUGACCGACCAUUUUCAGAGUGACAUUUCGAACGGUCAAAAAAUGACCGACCAUUUUUGAAGUGACAUUUCGAACGUUCGAAAAAUGACCGACCAUUUUCAGAGUGACAUUUCGAACGGUCAAAAAAUGACCGACCAUUUUCAGAGUGACAUUUCGAACGGUCAAAAAAUGACCGACCAUUUUUGAAGUGACAUUUCGAACGUUCGAAAAAUGACCGACCAUUUUCGAAGUGACAUUUCGAACGUUCGAAAAAUGACCGACCAUUUUCGAAGUGACAUUUCGAAUGUUCGAAAAAUGACCGACCAAUUUCAGAGUGACAUUUCGAACGGUCAAAAACCAACAUGUCAUUCUGAAGUGACAUGUUGAAAUGUUGAAACUCCAACCGUUCGACCAAUGACCAUUUAUUAUGACAUGUUGAAAAAAUAUUGGUCGAACGGUCGGUCGAACGGUCAAUUUUCGAAACUAUAGUCCCUAUAGGGGCAAUCUUAGGGGUCCUUAGAGCAUCCUUUAUAGUUAACACUUUGUCAACCCAUAUAAAACUUGAAAAAGUGCUCCCUCCAGGGGACUUCCUAGUGGCCUCUCAAGGCAGUUUUCUAGUGACCCCUAGAAAAAAUUUACACAACUUUCAGCACGCCGAAGAGCUUCCCCAUUUGCUGAAAUGGAAAAAUAACCGAUUGGAUGAAGCCGGAUUUUCGGAAGAGUUCAACUUUUUCAAGUCCUCAAGUUUGGAGAAAAUUGGGGUUUGCUUAAAAUAAAAAAAUUUUUUGGAGAAAAUCCACUUUCAGAUCGCAGUUUGCGGGCAGGCGACUCUGGAAAAAGAUGUAAUGAACUGGGCGAAGAAAAUUGGAGUUCCUGGGGACAAUAUUAUUCGGUUUCCACCGUAA
This is a messenger RNA of Caenorhabditis auriculariae, 2688 nucleotides long. Lineage: Eukaryota; Metazoa; Nematoda; Chromadorea; Rhabditida; Rhabditidae. The record is from the annotation of a GenBank genome assembly.